AUGGGAUACUACGAUGACGAAGGGAAUUAUCAUUCCGAUAGGAGAGCUCCUGAAAACCAACUUAUCCUAGAUGUGCCCCAGGUGCUUCCUCGCCGUACCACUUCCGAGCGAGUAAGUCACUACGAUGAUGAGCAAGCUUCUGAACCCCGAAAGCAUGAUGGAAAUAGCGAUCCACCCCUUCCGGAUAAGGGCCGUGGGAUACCCGACGGAUAUCAAGCAUCUGUCCCUAUUCCUUGUAAUUUUAUUCGAAUUGGCGACGUAUUGAUCCUCAAUGAACGGCCAUGUCAGGUUAUUCGAAUCUUAGUCAAUCCACAAACAGGCCAGUACUUAUACAUGGGUGUUGACUUAUUUACCCGAAAACUUCAUCAGGAGAGAUCCUUCGUAUCCAAUCCCUCGCCAGAUGUGAUCGUUCAGACCAUGUCAGGACCGGUCUUUCGAACAUAUCGCUUACUGGACAUGGACUCGUCUGAUGGCACAGUCGUGGCUAUGACUGAAACUGGCGAUGUCAAGCUGCACCUUCCGGUGAUGGUUCAAGAAUCGCUUUUUGACCGCAUUGAAGAGGUUUUCAAAGAGGGACGUGGUAGUAUCCGUGUCCUAGUUAUUUCCGAAAUGGGCACCGGUCGCGAAAUGGUCAUUGAUUACAAGCGUAUUGACAGAAAGAUUAGAACGGAGGCAGAUAAUCCCUCUACCACCGAGGCUGAUGAGAGUGAGGACGAAUCAGACGACAUCGAAGUUGAAGUUUACGCAUUUUUCACCGUUGGCGAACAGUCUGAAGUGCGUAUGACUGCAGGUGGCGAGGAAACUCAAAAAAAGACAUCACCCGAUUCUGUCAAGUCUUUUCCCAGCGACUCAACAGUUUAUGACGUUCAUCCGAUCGAAUUUCAAGGGGAAACCGGGGUGAACUUUCAGGUUGAGAAUGCAAAGAGUAUACCUGGCUUGCCCGAUAGUGAGCAAAGAGCACUCGACAAGCUUCUCCAGAGAGUCAAGAAAGAAUACGAUCAUGAGCCAAGCUCUAGUACAACCGAUGGAUACAUGAAACCCGGUCAUUUGACUGAGACUUUUCCGUACGGGGAAAUUGACACCGGCGUGGUGUCCUGGCUCUGCCUUCCAUACUUUCGCUUUGAUUUGCUGCACAAUGACCUGAAUGCAUUUACAGAUUCUUAUCCUAUGCGGAGAUUGCUAAAGGAUCUAUUGUUGAAACCAGAGCAGGAAAUGAAGCAAGUCAUGAGUCACAUGCAGUCCACCGAAACUGGCAAGUGUCUACAUGUUGCACAAUUGUGGGCCAUUGAGAUGAACAACUCCCUUCUUGUUACCUAUGGAGAUCUGGAAUUGUCUGAUUUCAAAGGCAUAAAACUUCAAUCUCCACCUCCAAGUCAGACUGCUCAGCCCCCCCGGAUUCGUCCUCGCAAGAUCUUUGUUUCUUUUGAGAAGAGAGUCAUGUGGUCUCUGCCUUUGGAGGACUGUAUUACAUGGCCAAUAGUUUUCACGCACGAGGGCAAACCUGUUGACUCUGUUAAAUAUGCAGACUUGAUCAACGGGGAGCUUGACAUCAAGCUGGUACUAAACAUCAGUGAGGGAUCCGAGAUCCCAUUCUCAGAGCUAAAUGGUGGAUUCACCGUAUUCGAGUGGCUCACCGAGGUGGACACAACGCUACGGGAUGAUGAUAACGGUUCAGAUCAUCGGAAGGGCGUUAGAAUAAGGAACCGUCUAGCAGCAAUGGACAAGUUCCUUCAAGAUCAGAAAUUUGACUCUCGCUCUUACCGCAGAGCAUCAUUACUGGAUUCCGAUGCGGUACGAGGGCUUUUCGGAGAAACCGAGCCCGCUACCUCUAGAGCGAUGCGCACUGCGCAGGCCGCCGAAUCGAUAUACAGUUUCUUCCUUCCUCCUGAUUUUGAAGACCCCGUUUUGAAGAAAUACUGGGGUGCGGUAUACUUUCUCAUUGAGGAAGAGACAGGCUCAAUCAAAGGCUAUAGUGACCAGCUGAUUGAUUUAUCAAUGCGGAUCCAACCGGUUAAGCUUCUAUUCUCGCGUACUGAUCUGAUCAAACGCCCAACUGACAAAUCGUCCCACCCACUGGAGAAAGCUUGGAUGCACCUUCUGAUGCCUAUGAUCUACGUUAAACAAAAGCCACGUCGGUCUCGUAAACACAUGAACACCUGCUUAGGUCUACUUGACUUGGGGAUUGCGGCAGUGAAGGAUACUUUCCCCAAGCUGCUCCCCCAGAAGUCAAAGGUGAUUUUACCCCUGGAUGUUGCGACCUUGAUCGGUUUCCACCUCCUGGGUAAGCAAUCUCCAGGUAUAGGCAUUGAAUUGAUUCUCAACAACUACACCAAGUAUUUGGGCGGAUUGGUGAGUAUCCGGCUAUAG
Messenger RNA from Penicillium vulpinum, 2367 nucleotides. RefSeq names its product Nucleic acid-binding OB-fold. Gene Ontology annotation, molecular function: RNA binding; translation elongation factor activity; ribosome binding. The record is from RefSeq and is a predicted model, not a curated record. The coding region runs from base 1 to 2367 and encodes 788 amino acids. The transcript is spliced from 8 exons. NCBI's taxonomy places the organism in Eukaryota, Fungi, Ascomycota, Eurotiomycetes, Eurotiales, Aspergillaceae. Gene Ontology annotation, biological process: positive regulation of translational elongation.